GUGACGUCGGGGGUUAUGACACGAGAGAGCGCGCGAAUCUCUCUCGUGCGCGUUGUGUGAUGUGUUCUGUGGCUGCGCGUCAAAAGACAUAGAGACCAUGGCCGGGGCAGCACUGCAGUGUGCUGGAUAUCCUGAGGAUAAACUCCAGACUUUAACAGAAGACCUGACGUGUAGAGAAGCACAAGCAGGAACCCUGCUCACGCUGAUGGGAGAGCCGGAUCAGUACAGCUACCCCUCAGUGUUCAUCUAUGGACACCGAGCCUCAGGGAAGAGUCACGUCCUCCUCACACUUCUCACACGGCUGCAGCUCCCUCAUGCUGCAGUGAGCUGUGUGGAGUGUGUAUCCGCAGGCCUGAUGUUCGAGCAGGUGUUAUCGGCCCUGUUCGGGGCGGAAGCCGCGUCUCUCCUCCCACGCGCUCCUUCCCUCUCCGACUUUGUGAGGAUUUACAGACAGGCGUGUGUUCAACAUCCUGAACAACGCACGCGCUACAUCGUGGUGGAAAGGGCGGAACUGCUCAGGGACAUGGAGGCCAACCUGCUGCCCGCUCUGCUGCGACUGCAGGAACUGGUGGAUGAUAAUGUCACAGUGUUCCUGCUCAGUGAGAUCGUGUGGGAGAAGUUUCGCCCAAACACUGGCUGUUUCGAACCUUUGCUUCUGCACUUCCCUGAUUACUCUAAAGCGGAGCUCCUGCAUAUUCUGUCUCGAGACGCUCACCCGUCAUACACACCUGAGCUGUACGCCUCGUACAUCAACAUUCUGCUCGGGGUUUUCUACUCAGUGUGUAGAGACCUGAGAGAGCUGCGGCACCUGGCUGCAUUGAAUUUCUCAAAGUUCUGUGAGCCGCUGGAAAAAGGGGAAGCCAGAGAGAGCGACACACACAAGCUGUGGAGGAACAUCGAGCCUCACUUGAAGAAGGCCAUGCAGAGUGUGUACCUGAGGGAGGUGUCCAGUGUUCAGUGGGAGGAGCAGCAGCAGAUGGAUGAGAAGGAAGCCACAGCUCUCAGAGGUUUAUCAGCUCACGCUCAUGUAGAAUUGCCCUAUUACUCCAAAUUCCUGCUGAUUGCGGCGUAUCUGGCGUCGUACAACCCCGCCAGGACGGACCGGCGCUUCUUCCUCAAGCAUCAUGGAAAAAUGAAGAAAACCAACUUCCUGAAGAAACACGAGAAAACUAGUAACCACCUGUUGGGGCCGAAGCCGUUUCCUCUGGACAGGUUACUGGCGAUCUUCUACAGUGUGGUGGACAGCCGAGUGGCUCCGACAGCCAGCGUCUUCUCUCAGAUCUCCUCUCUGGUAACGCUGCAGCUCCUCACUCAGGUGGGACACAGCGACCAGCUCGACUCCCCCAAGUACAAGUGUGCCGUCUCCUUCGACUUCAUCCUUGCCAUCUCCAGAACGGUCAGCUUCGACAUUGUGAGGUACCUGUAUGACUUCCUGUGAAGAAAGCCCCUUCCUGAUUGGACGCUCUGGAACACUGUGGGGAGUUGGGCGGGGCUUGGACUAUAGCUCUGUGCUGUGAUUGGCUGAAUCCAGAACUGUGUGUGGGAUCGUGUUGCUCUCGAUUUACACACUUCAGUUGGAAGGAACCAUGUUGUUUUUGUCAGGGGAGCGCAGGUUAUGUGUCACUUUGUUUCUGGAUUUAGAUACAGACGUGGGCGUGGCCUACAAUCCAGUGCUCACUACUAUGUAGUGACUAAGUAAAGUCAGACUUUACACUGUCUGGGGAGCUGUAAGUGCUAUAAUGUGUAAUGAAUAAAUAAAUAAAAUGUAUUUCACA
Molecule: messenger RNA, 1775 nt
Organism: Clarias gariepinus (North African catfish)
Lineage: Eukaryota; Metazoa; Chordata; Actinopteri; Siluriformes; Clariidae
Gene: orc5
Product: origin recognition complex, subunit 5
Exons: 15
Coding region: 98-1438 (446 amino acids)
Biological process (GO): DNA replication; DNA replication initiation
Cellular component (GO): nucleus; nuclear origin of replication recognition complex
Molecular function (GO): DNA replication origin binding
Source: RefSeq, a predicted model, not a curated record